UCUGGUACUUGUGCCUCUGUCAGCUCUCCCGACGACCCGUAGGCGCCCCUGGCGGCUCAUUUGGUGUAGUCCACCAUGGAGAUCUCAAUAUCGAACACAGCAUUGUCCUGCCAGCUAUUGCCACAGUCUCUAUAUAAGGGGUCGGUGUCUGCACCCAUCAAGCAUCAUCCCACACAGUCUCUUCUUCCCAACAGACAAGAUGUACAGGUCUCUCGCCCUCACCUCGCUCACCGUCCUGAGCGCCGUCCGCGCCCAGCAGGUCGGUACCUCUCAGACUGAGACCCACCCCAAGAUCACCUGGAAGACCUGCACUGGCACCGGUGGCAACAGCUGUACCGCGAAGACGACCCCCAUCGUCCUCGACUCCAACUGGCGUUGGUCUCACAACAUCGGCGGCUACACCAACUGCUUCACUGGAAACACCUGGGAUGCCACUCUCUGCCCCAACGGCGCCACCUGCGCCACCAACUGCGCCAUUGACGGUGCCGACUACUCUGGUACCUACGGUAUCACCACCGCCAGCGAUGCCCUGACCCUCAGGUUCGUCACCAAGGGCCAGUUCUCCACCAACGUCGGAUCCCGAACCUACCUCAUGGAGACCGACACCAAGUACCAGAUGUUCAACCUCAUCAACAAGGAGUUCACCUUCGAUGUUGACGUUUCCAACCUCCCCUGCGGUCUGAACGGUGCCCUCUACUUCGUCGAGAUGGCUGCCGACGGUGGCCUGAACAAGGGCAACAACAAGGCCGGUGCCAAGUACGGAACUGGAUACUGCGACUCCCAGUGCCCCCACGACAUCAAGUGGAUCAACGGCGCCGCCAACGUCGAGGGCUGGUCCGCGUCCCCCAACGACCCCAACGCCGGCAACGGCAAGCUCGGCGCCUGCUGCGCGGAGAUGGACAUCUGGGAGGCCAACUCCAUCUCCACCGCAUACACCCCGCACCCCUGCAAGAACGCGGGCCUCCAGGCCUGCACGGGGCUCGACUGCGGCGACGGCGCGGACCGCUACAAGGGCGUGUGCGACAAGGACGGCUGCGACUUCAACAGCUACCGCAUGGGCGUCAAGGACUUCUACGGCCCGGGCAUGAAGCUCGACACCAAGGCCAAGAUGACCGUGGUCACGCAGUUCAUCGGCUCCGGCUCGAGCCUCAGCGAGAUCCGCCGCUUCUACGUGCAGAACGGCAAGGUGUUCAAGAACAGCAACUCCGCGAUCCCCGGCGUGACCGGCAACUCGCUCACCAACGCGUUCUGCGCGGCCCAGAAGAGCGUGUUCGGCGACACCUCGUCGUUUGCGAAUCUCGGCGGCAUGAACGGCAUGGGUGCAUCCCUCGCGCGCGGCCACGUCCUGGUUAUGAGUCUCUGGGACGACCACGCGGUUAACAUGCUCUGGCUCGACUCCAACUACCCGACUGAUGCGGACCCGAGCAAGCCUGGUAUUGCGCGCGGCACGUGCCCGAUUACGUCCGGUAAGCCUGAGGACGUCGAGGCUAACAGCCCCAACUCCAGCGUGGUGUUUUCGAACAUCAAGUUCGGCACUAUUGGCUCGACCUUCAACCAGGCGGCUGCUGUCUAAGCUGGAGGAGUGUCGGGGAGUGUCGGGGGAGUGUGCGGGCAAAGAGAGGUUUGAGGCGGUUUCUCGGGGUGUAUAUAUUGCUGCGUUUCAAGACGGAGAGGGGUGUAUAUAGAUCAUUCGCUUGCAGAAAUAAACCGG
Boeremia exigua is the source of this 1711-nucleotide messenger RNA. RefSeq names its product exoglucanase-like protein 1 precursor. The transcript is spliced from 3 exons. The record is from RefSeq and is a predicted model, not a curated record. Gene Ontology annotation, biological process: carbohydrate metabolic process. NCBI's taxonomy places the organism in Eukaryota, Fungi, Ascomycota, Dothideomycetes, Pleosporales, Didymellaceae. Bases 200 to 1573 code for a protein of 457 amino acids. Gene Ontology annotation, molecular function: hydrolase activity, hydrolyzing O-glycosyl compounds.